Molecule: messenger RNA, 5976 nt
Organism: Rhinichthys klamathensis goyatoka
Lineage: Eukaryota; Metazoa; Chordata; Actinopteri; Cypriniformes; Leuciscidae
Gene: atad5a
Product: ATPase family AAA domain containing 5a
Exons: 23
Coding region: 351-5756 (1801 amino acids)
Cellular component (GO): nucleus
Molecular function (GO): ATP hydrolysis activity; DNA binding; DNA clamp unloader activity
Source: RefSeq, a predicted model, not a curated record
AAAGACGUCCAUGAUAUUUGGCGCCAUUUGUCGAAAACAAUUCAACUACACUAAAACCUACAUUAUUACAGAAUAUGGGCUCUCAUUAUUAGCGUCAAAAGCACUUUUGAUUUUAGAUUUACACGCAAGGCGGGUUUCGGGUUGGAUAGUACCACAUAUUAUGUUUGUUUUUCGCCGGUUUGGGAAUGUAUAUCGAUGUUUGAAAAAUGUGUAGAUAGAUAGGCUUUGUGUUUACUUAAACUCGUUGUUGUAUUCAUAGUUUAUACCCUGUGAUCUGUAAUUUUGGAGCAUGUAUCAACGUAUCACAGAAGGAAGGAAAAGAACCGAUUUUUAGUUUUGGGGGUGAAACGAUGGCUGGUGCCGUUGCUAUGGCAGCUGUCAUAGAAGAUUUUGAGGGUCAGCCAUGCAAGAAAUUGAGGAAGGAUGGCGAUGCACCAUCUGUCAAAACUAUUACUAACUACUUUAUGCCCAAGCCAGUGGAGAAACCGUUUUCACCACCACGGUCUAACAACAUUAUGGACUACUUUAAGAGAACCUCGCCUGCACAAGAAAUAAAAAGCUGUUGUCUGGUAGCUAAAGAGAACUCCCCAGAACCUUCAGAGCAAGGAAGUCGAGAAGUCCCUGGAAAACCUAUAAGAGGACAGGGGCAGAAGCGAACCAGGAAGGCCAAGGACCACAAGAAGUCCAAAGAGGAGGGUGCACAGAUGGUCACAGAUGAUGUUGUCUUGAUAGAGAGUACCAGUGAAUCAGCUGUAAAGGAAAGGGAUGUUGUUGUUCCAGCUCAAGCCUGUAAUGAUGCCUUCUCCAAUAAAGAAUCUGGCGCAAGGAAAAACACCACAGAGGCUGAUCCAGAUGUCCUGAAUUCUGGGGAAAGUUCUGAGCAAAAACCCUCUUUAAACCAAAGCAGGAAGAAAGAUUGUGGGAACAGAAAAUCUGGUGUGAGGAGAAACCGAAAGGCGAAAGGGGGCAGUGAAGAGACUAAGGAAUGUGAUGCUGAUGCUCAAGAGCCUGUAUGUGACGCUAAAUUGGAGGAAAGUGCGGAAAAGAAAAGUAGCACCGUCACAAUCUCAUUUGAAGACUUCCUACAAAAUCAGAACCAAGAGCAGGAGGAGAGCAAUGCGAUUCCCAAGACUGACACAGCUGAGACGUCAAAUGAAGGCAACACCUGUAAUGGUCAGAGUGAUUCUGCAAUCGGUCCUCUGCAGGUGUCACCCCGAACUCUCACGAUCCAAGCUGAGGUGCAUCCCAUUUCCCCCGAUCAUCAUGAGUCUGUCAAAACUGCCAAGGAUUUAAAAGUCGCAUCCAUUUUUAGUAGAAAUAAAAAAAGUCAAACAAAAGAAGACAAAAGUUUGUCUGUUCCUAUCCCAGAGGUUAAACCGGACGUGUUGCCUGACCUCAAAAGGAAGUCUAACGUUGUUGUUCUCGAGGAAGAUCUUGAACUUGAUGUGAUGGAAUCCAGCUCCAAUCCUCCUAAAAGCACUGAGGCAGAGAGAAAGCAGUUUAUGAAUGCCUUUAAGCAGCCUAGUCUUGAUGGAUUUAAAAGCAAAACCAGCAAGGGUCAGAGCAAGCAGAACCAGGUUCAAGAGAAGGAUCCAGAGACAACAGACAAGGAACAUGAAGAAAAAUCUCUUGAGCACAAACCCGAAACCAGCUCUGAGCAGAACGAAGAACAGAAGAGCUGUCCUGGGGACAAAAAGAAGCGAGGUAGGAAGGCUGGGAAAAAGGGACAAGCUAAGAAAGCUGAAGAUGCACAAGCUGCAACUCCAAAACCUGAAGAACCCGCCGCAGACAUCGAGGUCAACAAUGAGAGUAGGUCAGCUGAUAAUAACAGCAGUGAACAGGCUGUCAGAGAGCUGAGGAGGUCGACCAGAGAGCUUUCACACAGACAAUCAGCCACUGUUCUCAAUAGUGUGUCGCAGAAGAAAGAGAGGCAAGAGAACACUGUGAAAGAUGACGAUGAGUCCCAAAAUGCACCCUUACCCUCUUUGGCCUCCACCCCAAAAGCUCACAGGCCCAAAAAGGGCAUUUAUAGAGCUGAAAUGCUGUGCCCACCAGACAAGAAAGGCAGCCCCAUCAGGAUGAAAAUCACCAGAGUAUUUCCAUCCUCUGCUACAAAAGCUGGUGAUUUUGAAAUAUCAAGUCCUCUCUCCACACAGGAAUUAAAUGCAGUUAAAAAAAGAAAACAAGCUAGAAAGCUGGUGCAGAAAGCCAAAGCUCUUCAGCAAAGUAAAAAGGACACUAAUAAGGAGAAAGACACUGUUCGACGCUCUACAAGAGGCAAAGAGUCAAUCAUAAAUUACUGUGAAGAUGAGGACUCUGUAGUUUUUUUGGAUGAAAGCGAAAGCACUCCAGUCACCUCACAGGAAAGUGACAAAAGCCAAAAGAAGAUUCGUAGUUUGAACGAGGUUUUGGGUAAAAAUACAACUCAAAACAAAACAUCCAAAACUCCUGCAGCUUCUAAACUGGCUCCUCUGUUUGUUGACAAAAAAGCUCAGAGAACGUCUGUUGUCAUCUCCAUUUUUGACGACAGCAGUCGAGAGGCAUCCGAGACCUCGCAAGAUGAUGAACAGUUCAGAGCAAAGAGAGAGUUUCUGAAGAGCGGCCUUCCGGAGUCUUUUAAAAAGCAGAUUGCAAAAACAGCAGCCAGCCGAGAGGCUUAUAGUCAGGCCUGUGCUUCCUUCCAGACAGUGGUGCAUGUUCAGCAGAGGGCUGCAGAUUGUUCUGUUUGGAACCUCCAGUGGCCUACAAAUCCUUUCCUUGUAUGCAUAAAGGAGUCCUAUAAUUUACCAGCUGUUCAACUGAUGUCUUUGGAGAAGUCUUUAGGUUAUGCUACAGUUCCUGCUAAGAGAGCAUUUUGCCAGAAGGUUUCUUGUCGGAAUUCAGAGUUUUCUGAGCCAAUCAGACAGCAUCUUUUAGAGGAGAUGAGAAUCUCCAAUCCCUCCUUCCCUCAUCAACGUUUCUUUAUGCGGUUUGUUAAGAGACAUGAAGACUGCAUCCUCCAAGCCUCUGCCUCAGAACCUGAAGGUGAGUCUAAGGUAUCCCGCCCUGCUGGAUCAUCUGAUGGCGUCGGAAGGAAACGGAAGCGUGUAGAUGAAGGAGAGACAACAGGCAAAGUGGGUAAAAAACCAAAGGCCAGUCACUCAGAAGGGGAUGUCGUAGUGAUUGAAGAAAGUCCACCAUCAGGAGGUCAGGCAGCACGGAAUGUCUCGGACACAGUUCCAUCUGUCAGAAGUCGAAGAGGUCGAUCACAGAGGCAAAAGCAGAAAGAAGAACCCAAGCCAGCAGAGUUACUCUCAGUGGGGAAUCAGAAGGACAUUCACAUUAUAGUAGAUUCCUCUGUCCCAGAGAAUUCAAGCACAGAAGCAGAUGGAGUGAAAGAGGAUGUGCUUUGGACAGAGAAAUAUCAGCCUCAGCACUCCAGUGAAAUAAUCGGGAAUAUGGAGUCUGUCCGGAGACUACACAGCUGGCUGAAAGAGUGGAAAUUGAGAGCUGACCGGGAAGAGAAGAGGAAACAGCAGGAAAAAAAGCAAGAGGAGGACAGUAAUGACUCCUGGCUCAUAGGUGAAGGCCUGGAUGAGACAGAAGAUCAUCUGUGUAACACACUUCUUAUCACAGGACCCACUGGAGUGGGCAAGACUGCUGCAGUCUAUGCCUGUGCGCAAGAACUGGGAUUCAAGGUAUUUGAGGUAAACUCCUCCUCUCAAAGGAGUGGUCGUCAGAUCUUAUCCCAGCUGAAGGAAGCCACUCAGUCCCACCAAGUAGACAUCCAAGGUGUCAACUCUCACAAACCGUCCUACUUCAGCAAUUAUAGCAGCAACAGCACCACCAUCAAACCUGGCUCCUCUCCCAGAAAGCUGAACUCCCCCAGAAGGGUUGUAUCAUCGCCCAGGAAGCCUCCUCAGUCUCCUCGAAGUGCUCCAUCCAGAAAAGGGGGUUUGGCUCCGACAUCUCUGGCCAAUUUCUUCAAAGCAGGUGGAAGACUCACUGGCAAAGAAGCAAACAGUCAAGACAAGAACACACAACCUGCAUGUCCAAAAAAGUCAGCCAAAGCAAAAGAGAUUGACGGCAAAAGCAAAGAGUGUCCCAGUGGAACUCCAGCCGGCACCAAGAUCUCAGCUGAAGACCAGGGCAAGAAAACUGCCACAUCCCUCAUCUUAUUUGAGGAGGUGGACAUCAUUUUUGAUGAUGACACUGGAUUCCUGGCUGCAAUAAAAACCUUCAUGACCACAACCAAGAGACCAGUUAUUUUAACAACUAGUGAUUUGACCUUUAGUGCUACAUUUGAUGGGUAUUUUGAGGAAAUCCAUUUCAAAUCUCCUUCAGUGGCGGAUGUGUCAAGUUACCUCCAGCUGCUAUGUCUAGUAGAAAACAUGAGAACGGACACUAAGGAUGUGUCCUGUCUGCUAGAUUGGAACAGCUGUGAUAUUCGGCAAAGCCUCCUGCACCUACAAUUCUGGGCAUGCAGUGGUGGUGGACAGCAGAUGCAGAGACCUUUGCCUUCAUCAGAUCUCAAAUGUAACGUCACGGGUGAUAUUCACCAUCAGUCUAUCAAAGCUCAGGAUCUAAAUGAGGCUAAAUUACCACCUUGCCACACUGCAUGCACAGAGACUUUGCUGGGAAUCUGCAAUAUGCAAACAAAAAAUAUUGCAGAUUUUCUGCUAAAGCACGAGUCUUCAACACUAGAGAGCAUUAAGUGCUGGGAUAUUCUCUCAAAGGUCCACAGAAUGGGAGUGGAACUUCUCUACUCCAAUAUGGAGAGUCUGCUUCCCCUGCCAACUCGCCCUUUACUGCAGUCCACCCUCAAAUCACAAUCAGCACCAAACCCACAGUCCCAACCCGAGCAAGUACCUCAAAAUAUGAGGUUAGAAGCUUUGGAAGAGCCCUCUGAAGAAGGUAGUCCCCUUAAAUUGUCCUCCAGAAUGAGAGGGCGCAAGAAGAUGGGCAAUAAAGACGUUUUCCAGUCUGAUUCAGAGUCGGAGGAAGACUUCCUCUCACUGCCAAAAACCAGCAGAGAUCCUGCUAAAAGCACUAAUGCGGAAGCAGCCAAUCUGUCCGUGAAUGUGCCUGAAGUUGCGCCGAAAAAACCGAGGCACAUUGUGUUAUCUGAAGCCGAAAGAAAGAAGAGCAAGCCAGUGACGCAUUGUUUAAGCAGUUUAGCAGAGUAUAUGGACCACAUGUCCUUCCUGGACUCCUCAUUGCACUUCCAGCCUUUGCAGGCAGAGGGUUCCUGCAGACCACAGGACUUUGGCUGGACCGGUGCGAAGGUCAAGAGUGGGAUGACCGAUGACAUUCGGUCAGAGUGUGUCAGCCGGGUAAAUAGUGUUAGUGUUGAUGAAAUCCAUGCUGCAUUGGGGCAUUUGAGCUUUAGGAAGUGCAAGGCUGUAGUCUCUGAGGCCUGGGACAGAGCUCAGCAACUGGAGGACGAGAUCAGAAGAGAGGCAGAGGAGGAGCUCACCCUCCCUGUGGCUUCACACAGAGAUGGCUUCAGCCUGGCUCAAGUCACACCUUGUGAACCAUGGCUGAUGGAGAGGAGAAGUGAGGUGAUGAAGUCGCUGCUCUCCACCAUGUCAGCUGGUACGCUGGGAAACCGGGCAGCAGUGGCUCUGGACUACCUCCCCUCUCUGCGUACCAUCUGUAGGUCAGAGAGACUGAAGGAGCAGGGAAAGAUCAAACGCAGGUUCUUGCACUAUUUGGAUGGUAUACACUUCACUCUUCCUAAAAGCACAGUGGAGUUCCUGGCUUCCGAGUUCCCUUAAAUUGCACCCAUCUUUAGGCAGCCGCUUAAGGGCUGCUGGUGAAUAUGCAUUUGUACAGUAAUAUAUACUCAGAAGGAGUGUGGUUUUAUGUUGUUGUAGACCUCACAUAUUUGUACUGAUUUUUUAAAUUUGCUGAUCCUUUAUGUUUUGUACUUUUUGUCAUGCAUCUUCCAAAAAGUUUUAUCAAGUAAUAAAUGUGGAUUUGCUAUUUGCCAGCAAA